AUGUCUUUUUUAGAUCAGCUUCAGGAACUUUCAACAAAGUCUAAGUGCUUUAACGCUGCAUGCUGGGGUAUCUUUGGGUUUGGGGUCAUAAAAUUGACCACUUUGAUCCUGAGAUGCAUGGCUCUUUUUGCUGAUUUGUACAUUUUACCACCAGUGAAUUUCUCAAAAUACGGUGCGAAAAAGGGCGCUUACUGUGUGAUCACCGGUGCGAGUGAUGGGAUUGGUAAAGAGUUUGCUUACCAAAUGGCUUCUCGUGGUUUCAAUGUUAUUCUGAUUUCAAGAACAAUCAGCAAGUUGGAAGCAUUGAAAGAGGAAAUUGAGAAGAAGUACAACGUUCGGGCCAAGAUUUUGGCUGUGGACAUCUCAGCAGAUGACAGUUCCAACUACACCAAAAUUAGACAGAUAUGUGACAGCUUGCCAAUUACCGCGUUGAUUAAUAACGUUGGCCUGUCUCACUCGAUUCCAGUCCCAUUCUUAGAGACCGAAGAAGACGAGUUGAGAAACAUCAUUACCAUCAAUAACACUGCAACUCUGAUGAUUACCCAGAUUGUUACUCCACAUAUCAUCCAAUCUAUUAAAUCGAAGCAGGCUUCCAGGGGGUUGAUCCUUACCAUGGGCUCCUUUGGUGGGCUUAUCCCCACUCCGCUAUUAGCGACCUACAGUGGAUCUAAGGCGUUCCUACAGAGUUGGUCCAAUUCCUUGGCUGGUGAACUAUCUGGGGAUAAAAUUGACGUUCAAUUGGUUCUAUCCUACUUGGUUACGAGCUCUAUGUCCAAGAUUAGAAGAACUUCGAUGAUGAUUCCAAGUCCAAAGAAAUUUGUCCAGUCAACUUUGGGGUCCUUCGGUAGACGUUGUGGUUCUCAAGAAAGGUAUGCCACUAUGACACCGUUCUGGUCCCACGCCAUUUACGAGUUCGUCAUCGAUGAAACUUUCGGUGUCUACUCGAAGAUUGUAAACGCAAUCAACUACUCAUUCCACAAGUCCAUCAGGACGAGAGCUUUAAAAAAAGCUGCGACGUUGGCCAAGCAACAGUAA
Molecule: messenger RNA, 1035 nt
Organism: Huiozyma naganishii CBS 8797
Lineage: Eukaryota; Fungi; Ascomycota; Saccharomycetes; Saccharomycetales; Saccharomycetaceae
Gene: IFA38
Product: ketoreductase
Exons: 1
Coding region: 1-1035 (344 amino acids)
Biological process (GO): fatty acid elongation
Cellular component (GO): endoplasmic reticulum
Molecular function (GO): ketoreductase activity
Source: RefSeq, a predicted model, not a curated record